CUGGAUAGUUGUGCGAGGGCAUGUUUCGUAAUUAAUAAGUGAUCAUGUCUAAAAAAUGUGCUGUUAAAGGGUGUGAAAAUCGCUAUAGACAUAGGAAAUCAAAUUUGACUUUUCACCGCAUCCCAAAAGACCCUGAAAUAAGGAAGAAAUGGGUUCUGGCGUGUAAAUCUGAUGAUAGCCGCCGCCGCCAUGACACCGACGCCAGAGUAUGCUGCACGCACUUUGAGGAGUCUUCAUAUGAGCCCACCAGUUUAAAGUAUACACUACUCAAUAUAGCAGUGCCAAAAAAUCAACGACGACUUAAGGCUGGAGCUGUACCAACGAUAUUACUGCCACACCAACAAGAUGAUGAAGCCCAGAAUGGUGCCACAGACAGCUGUGUGACCUCAUCACCUCACACAGGUCAACAUUUUGAGACCAAAGAUGAUGCAGCCCAGAAUGGUGCCACAGACAGCUGUGUGACCUCAUCACCUCACACAGGUCAACAUUUUGAGACCAAAGAUGAUGCAACCCAGAAUGGUGCCACAGACAGCUGUGUGACCUCAUCACCUCACACAGGUCAACAUUUUGAGACCAAAGAUGAUGCAACCCAGAAUGGUGCCACAGACAGCUGUGUGACCUCAUCACCUCACACAGGUCAACAUUUUGAGACCAAAGAUGAUGCAGCCCAGAAUGGUGCCACAGACAGCUGUGUGACCUCAUCACCUCACACAGGUCAACAUUUUGAGACCAAAGAUGAUGCAACCCAGAAUGGUGCCACAGACAGCUGUGUGACCUCAUCACCUCACACAGGUCAACAUUUUGAGACCAAAGAUGAUGCAGCCCAGAAUGGUGCCACAGACAGCUGUGUGACCUCAUCACCUCACACAGGUCAACAUUUUGAGACCAAAGAUGAUGCAGCCCAGAAUGGUGCCACAGACAGCUGUGUGACCUCAUCACCUCACACAGGUCAACAUUUUGAGACCAAAGAUGAUGCAACCCAGAAUGGUGCCACAGACAGCUGUGUGACCUCAUCACCUCACACAGGUCAACAUUUUGAGACCAAAGAUGAUGCAGCCCAGAAUGGUGCCACAGACAGCUGUGUGACCUCAUCACCUCACACGGGUCAACAUUUUGAGACCAAAGAUGGUGCAGCCCCGAAUGAUGCCACAACCAGCUUUGAGAAUGACAGUGUAGGGGAGAAUGAGCUCCACCUUCAGGUUCAGCAGCUGUUACAAGAUAGAACAUCAUUACAAAGAAUAGUUGCAGAAAGAGAAGCGAAGAUAGUUGUUCUUCACAAGGCAAAAAUGAAGAAGGAAAAGGAGUUGAAUGCUAUGGAAAAGGAAAUAGGAAAACUACAAGACAGCUUACGGUGUUCUCAGGACAAAAUAUGCAUAGCCAAGAAGAAUCUUAGCCAAAUGUUCUCACGCUCACAAAUUGAUCAUAUAUUUGCUGAGAAAAUAUUACUAAUUGGAGUGAGGACGAUAUCAGCCGAGCACUAA
Molecule: messenger RNA, 1481 nt
Organism: Eriocheir sinensis (Chinese mitten crab)
Lineage: Eukaryota; Metazoa; Arthropoda; Malacostraca; Decapoda; Varunidae
Product: hornerin-like
Exons: 12
Coding region: 45-1481 (478 amino acids)
Molecular function (GO): sequence-specific DNA binding
Source: RefSeq, a predicted model, not a curated record